AUGACUCUCGAGCUUCAAACCGUUGAUCCCGAAGUGGAUUUCCCAGCCAUUGCACGGGGCAUGUUUGACUCUUAUGAAAACCCUUCACAAAAGUUUUUCCACGUGUUUUUCCCCAUCCAUGGAACGAGCGAAGAAGCCCGGGAAAAUGCCAUCGACGAAGCAGCAACUAGGCUGAAGCUCUGGCAUACGCACGAUCCAUCCAGCCACUGGCAAAAGGUCGUUGAUACUGGAACUGGGAAAAUUGCGGGUGGGGCCUUGUGGAAAAUUCACAAAGAGAAUCCAUUUGCGAACCCGCCUCCUUCCACAGUGACCUGGUUUCCCGACGACAGCACCCGCAAAUUUGCCGCACAGGCAAUGCAGACACAUUCUGGACCUCGGUCUAGAGCCGCGCCGAAACCUCAUAUCUAUCUCUUCAUCAUCUUUACCCAUCCAGAAUAUCGACGCAAGGGUGUUGGCCAGCAAUUUAUGGACUGGGGUAUUAAGAAAGCAGAUGAGUUGGAAUAUGAAUUCUUUCUGGAAGCAACACCCUAUGGACGACCCCUGUAUGAGGCGAAUGGUUUUGUCUACGUUGAAGAAUUCGUCAAUCAGCCGCAAACCGAUACUCCGGACGGAAAGUGGAAGGAGAUCGAACAGAAAGUAGGCCCCUUUACUUUCUGGCUCAUGAAGAGGCCACUUGGUGGAAAAGUUGAGGCAAACAACACGAGCAAGCAGUUGAAAGACAAUUAA
Messenger RNA from Sclerotinia sclerotiorum 1980 UF-70, 726 nucleotides. RefSeq lists its product as hypothetical. Bases 1 to 726 code for a protein of 241 amino acids. The transcript is spliced from 2 exons. Gene Ontology annotation, molecular function: acyltransferase activity, transferring groups other than amino-acyl groups. NCBI's taxonomy places the organism in Eukaryota, Fungi, Ascomycota, Leotiomycetes, Helotiales, Sclerotiniaceae. The record is from RefSeq and is a predicted model, not a curated record.